Messenger RNA from Morchella importuna, 786 nucleotides. RefSeq lists its product as uncharacterized. NCBI's taxonomy places the organism in Eukaryota, Fungi, Ascomycota, Pezizomycetes, Pezizales, Morchellaceae. The coding region runs from base 1 to 786 and encodes 261 amino acids. The record is from RefSeq and is a predicted model, not a curated record. The transcript has a single exon.
AUGUCGAACAAUAACGCCAACACCGGUAAUACCAGCAAUACCAGCAAUACCAAUAAUUACAACAACCCAGCGGAAGAAGCAGGGCCACCCACCGGCUUCGUCUCAUUCCGAAUACCCACAACACACCCACUUAACGAGAGCGCAAUGGCACUAUUUCUCAUCGGGGAAAUCGCUGACGCCAUGAACACACAGCCAGUACCCGAAUUCGAGAGCUUCGACUUCGACGAGCCACACUCGGACCACGGCUCAGCCUCCAGCAAGUCCGACACCGACACCGACACCCCCGCCGAGCUCCUCUGCACCAUCUGUGGCCGCCGGCGGGAGUGGAUCCGUUACAUCGUGUGCGGACACCAUGCGUGCGCCAGCUGCACGAAGAAGCUGUGGUGGUCGAGGAUCAACAGGCCGGAUAGGGCGAGGGAUCCGUGGCCGACUUCGAUUCCGUGUCCGUUCUGCAGGGCAGAGGUGACGGCGGUGGUUGAUGGGAGAGAGGAUGCGGUGGGGGAUGUGUAUUCGGCGGUAAGUGUUCCGGGGGCGCCUGUUGUUAGUGGAGGUGCUACUGGAGCUGUUGCGGGUGAUGGUGGUGCUGGGGUUGCGGCGGGUGGGGGUGGGCGGGGGAUGCUUAUUGUGGACUGGAUGUUGAUGAGGUCGAAGGAUGCGUUGCGGAGGUUGCAGCUUGAGACUACGGAGCGUGUGGCGGCGGCCAGCGGCGAUGGAGAUGCAGAUAAUGGUGAGCGGGGAUGGCAUGAUGUUGGGGAUUUGGACUGGAAUGAAUUCUUCUUUGAAUAG